UCUCACAUUGCAAGCGGAGGGCUCGACCGAGCCGAAUGCAAUCAGCGCGAGAUCAGCGCCCGCCGGCAUGGCUCGUCUCGCCGUACUCGUGUGGCUCGCAACAUCGCUGGUAGCGUGCUCCAACUGCUACUCCAACAACCAGUCAUUCACCGUUGACUAUGCGAACAACCAGUUCCUCAAGGACGGCCAGCCCUUCCGCUACAUUUCAGGCUCCCUGCACUACUUCCGCGUUCCCAGGGCUUACUGGCAAGACCGCAUGGAAAAGAUGAGACUAGGAGGCCUCAACGCGCUUCAAACGUACGUGGAAUGGAGCAACCACGAACCAGAACCCGGAAAGUUCUACUUCGACGGCGACUACGACCUGAAGACCUUCCUGGACAUAGCGAAGAAAGUCGGCUUGUUCGUGAUCUUCAGACCGGGCCCGUACAUAUGCGCUGAGAGAGACAACGGUGGUUUGCCAUACUGGCUCCUGAGGUUGAACCCAAACAUGAAGUACAGGUCUUCGGACCCUUCCUACCUCUCUCGCGUGGACAAGUUUUUCGGCGUACUGCUUCCGAUGAUCGAGCCGUACCUUUAUAAGAACGGCGGCCCAAUCAUCACGGUGCAGGUGGAAAACGAGUACGGUCAGUACAUCGCCUGUGACAAGGAUUACAUGCGACACCUCGUCAACAUUACGCGAAGAUACCUCGGUGAGGACAUCGUUUUGUUUAGGACCGACGCUCCCGGCGACGCCGCCUACAGGUGCGACAGCGUCGAAGGGCCGCUAGUGACCGCCGACUUCGGUGCGAACGUAGACGUGGACGCCAAGUUCGCUGCCAUAAGGAGAGCCAUGAAACAAGGUCCGCUUGUAGUGACGGAGUAUUAUCCCGGAUGGCUAGACCACUGGGGCCAGCCUCACGCCAAAGUGGACCAGGCUCUUGUGAUGAAGACCUUCGAGAAGAUACUACAGCGAAACGCGUCAGUCAACUUUUACAUGUUUCACGGAGGAACAAACUUCGGAUUCAUGAACGGGGCCAAUCCGCCACCGCAGCCAACCAGUUACGACUAUGGAGCGCCUCUGACAGAAGCCGGCGACCCUAGCGACACCUACUUCAAGAUAAGGGAAGUUGUAGGUCGCUACAUGCCGCUUCCGAAUGGAACGCUACCCGUUCCUGCACUCAAGUUGAAGAUCGGUGCCGUGAAUCUGAACUCGUGCGCUACACUCGAUGCUAUCUGUAGUUUCCUGCGAUCCAAAGGUUACGUCACCCCAGUGUCUUCCCACCGACCACUGUCGUUCGAGGAGCUCGGUCACGCAUUCGGUUACGUGGUGUAUACGACACGGGUGUCAUUUCGACCAUCGAGUCCGGCUAAUUUGGGUGUCCCAGGCAUUAAGAACAGGGGAUACGUGUUCACUGCCCAGACGAAGGCUGUGGUGAGCACUGAUCAGCUGGUGUACAGCGUGCCUGUGGUGGUUCAGAGUGGCCAGAACAUUACUAUUCUGGUGGAAAACACGGGAAGGAUCAAUUACGGACCAGGAAAUCGUGACAUGAAGGGAAUAAUCGAAAACGUCACCCUGGACAACCACGUCCUCUCUGGCUGGACCAUGGAACCACUGCCUUUGGACAAGUCGGAUGCGGUGACGCAGCUGGCAGAGGCCUUUAACACGCCGAACACCGAGCAGAAUUGUUCGGCUCCCGGUGCAUUCUUCGGAAAGUUCGUGCUGCCAGAAGGACAAAAUACGUUGGACACUUUCCUUGACCCGACGGGUUGGGGAAAAGGCGUCGCCUUCGUCAACGGCUUUAACCUCGGGCGAUACUGGCCUAGCAUCGGGCCACAAGUGACCCUAUACGUUCCCGGUGUGCUGCUCCGGCCACAUCCGGAAGAAAACACCGUGAUGCUCUUCGAGACAGAGUCUACGCCAGAAGACCAGAGAAGCGUCAGCUUCGUCGACGUACCGAACAUUGAUGGGCCAGUACCUGGCGACGCUGAUAAUGAUAGAUACUAGGGUUUCACGCAGGACGAUAUGAGUUAGCCCGGACGUAUCGAUAGCGAAAUAUCGAUUUAGAUGCAGCCAAACGUCCUGAACGUAUGCUUCGAGUGCUGAUUGCGACAAUUUAUGAAGGAUCACUGAGGCUGUGUUGCAACGAAGGUUUAUAAUAUGCAGAAAUGCUCUUUCAAUGAGACUUUUGCUGGGAACUCUCAAAUAUAUACAUCAAGGUUACUCACCGACAGACGCAGCAAGUCGUAGGAGCGUUCAUGGGUUAGUUAACCGCUGCUCAUCGGUCAGUAGGAAGUGGCGUAAGGAUGUUCUGACGUCUUGCGGGAGGCAUAAUAGUAUUCCACUGGCCGUAGGUAGCCGACCACUGCGCUAGAUGAUGAAAAAUACAAAAUGUACUAAAUAUAAAAAUCACCAGUUAGUUCG
Messenger RNA from Rhipicephalus microplus (southern cattle tick), 2401 nucleotides. Its product is annotated as beta-galactosidase. Gene Ontology annotation, molecular function: beta-galactosidase activity. Lineage: Eukaryota; Metazoa; Arthropoda; Arachnida; Ixodida; Ixodidae. Gene Ontology annotation, biological process: carbohydrate metabolic process. The record is from RefSeq and is a predicted model, not a curated record.